Molecule: messenger RNA, 1140 nt
Organism: Phycomyces blakesleeanus NRRL 1555(-)
Lineage: Eukaryota; Fungi; Mucoromycota; Mucoromycetes; Mucorales; Phycomycetaceae
Exons: 1
Coding region: 1-1140 (379 amino acids)
Molecular function (GO): FMN binding; oxidoreductase activity
Source: RefSeq, a predicted model, not a curated record
AUGUCUCCUGCUCUCUUCACACCAAUUAAAGUUGGAAGGUUACUCUUGAGUCAUCGUGUUGUUCAUAGUCCAUUGACUCGUAGACGCGCUGAUGCUGACCAUGUUCCAGUUCCCUUGAUGAUCGAAUAUCACCAGCAGCGUGCCUCUGAAGGCGGCUUGAUUAUUGCAGAAGGCACACUUAUAUCGGAAGAUUGUGGUGGCUACCCUUUUGCUCCCGGUAUCUAUAACGACAAACAAAUUGAAAAGUGGAGAGAUAUAACCGAUGCUGUCCAUGAUAAAAAAGGAUUUAUAUAUCUUCAGCUGCUUCACUUUGGGCGUGCAAGUGCCUCUGCUUUUAUACCCGGAAAUAAAAUUCCUGUAUCUCCAUCUGCCAUUGCAAUCAGCGAUAAAAAUGGCGUUGGAGAGGAUUAUGAAGUACCUCGCGCCCUUGAGACUGAGGAGAUAUCCCAGAUCAUACAGACAUUUGUUGAGGCUUCCAAGAAUGCUAUUAGUGCUGGUUUUGAUGGUGUUGAGAUCCACGGUGCAAAUGGGUUUCUUAUCGAUCAAUUUAUUAAUAGCUCGUCAAAUUUACGCACUGAUAAGUAUGGUGGAUCUAUCGAAAAUCGUGCUCGUUUUGUCCUGGAAGUUGUAGAAAAUGUCACCAAAGCUAUCGGAGAAGACCGUACUGGGGUUCGUUUUUCGCCUUGGUCUGGAUUCCAGGACAUGGAAGACGAUACACCAUACGAGACCUGGGGAUAUAUUGUAAACCAAUUCCAAGAAAAACACCCUAACCUGGCCUACAUUCACUUUAUCGAACCUCGCGAUGAUUAUCUCCCCGGCUAUAACCCUGAAGUAGAUAGAACUGAGAUCCUUGAGAACGAUACAAUCGAGCCAUUCCGCAAAGCAUGGAAGGGCCCAUUUAUUACUGCUGGUGGAUAUACCACUACUCCUAAACGUGCAUUCGAAACAACCGAAAGGCUUGAGAAUACCUUGAUCGGAUUUGGCCGUACGUUCAUUGCAAACCCUGACCUUGUUCUUCGUCUCAAGAACGACUGGCCCCUCAACAAAUAUGACCGAUCUACAUUUUACGAGGGAGGCAGCGUUGGGUACACAGAUUAUCCUUUCUAUAAUCCUGAGAAAGUUAAUGGUAUCAAGAGCUAA